AUGUCACAGCCGCCCAGCUCUCUCCCCCAGCCGCACACUCAGAUGCAGACGAAUCCGGCCGCCGGCGCCGCCCCCCCUUCUCUUAUGCCGUCCCAGUCGAGUGCUGGCGCGGGGGGAGUGGGGGGAGGCGCGCAGGGGAGCGGGGGAGCGGGCGGGAGUGCAGGCGGAGGGGGAGGCGGAGGCGGGGGAGGGGGAGGGGGUGGAGGGGGGAAACCGAGGGCAAGGGCGAGACGAGGGCAAGCAACGGACCCUCACAGUAUUGCAGAGAGACUGCGCCGAGAGCGCAUAGCGGAGAGGAUGAGGGCCCUGCAGGACCUGGUGCCCAACUCGAAUCGCGUGGACAAGGCAUCGAUGCUCGAUGACAUUAUUGACUAUGUCAAGUUCCUGCAACUGCAGGUCAAGGUGCUUAAUCUGAACCGCCUCGCUGGCCCUGCAGCAGACGCCGUGGUCACCCUGCUUGCAGAUUUGAACCCUGAGGUGGCGUUGCUAAUGGAGCAGGACAUGGGAGCAGCCAUGCAGUACCUGCAGAGCAAGGGUCUCUGCCUCAUGCCGCUGGGGCUGGCUAAUAUGAUGUCUAAGGGGAAAGGGGACGGUGGGGGGGAGGGGAGGGGUGGUGACGGGGGUGGUGCAGGGGAGGGAGGAGGAGGAGGAGGAGGAGGAGGAGGAGGAGGAGGAGGAGGAGGAGGAGGAGGAGGAGGAGGAGGAGGAGGAGGAGGAGGAGGAGGAGGAGGAGGAGGAGGAGGAGGAGAGGGAGGAGGAGGGGAGGGGAUGGGGGAGGCGACAUGGAUGUGA
Molecule: messenger RNA, 792 nt
Organism: Closterium sp. Yama58-4
Lineage: Eukaryota; Viridiplantae; Streptophyta; Zygnematophyceae; Desmidiales; Closteriaceae
Source: the annotation of a GenBank genome assembly